CGGGCGUCACAGGAUAGAUGCCGGAGACCGGGAGUAGCGUUGCUCAGUAACCGAAUCGUUGAGCGGCAGACGAGUCGACGCCUUAAAAUUUUUUGCACGCCGUUAUUUUUUAUUUAGUUAGUUUUUUAUUAACUCACGAUGACAUAAUCCAAAAUCCUGCGUAUAUAGAGCUACCUACAGUCGUCGACUACAAAAACUGUAAUUAGAUAGAAUAAUAAAGAGAGAAAAUGGGUGUGAAGCGGAAGGAAGAUGGAGCAGCGGUAGCGGAGGAUGUGGCUCCAGCCGAAGACAAUGGAAUUGAACUGAAGCCCAAAAUGAGCCUUUUGAACGGCGUCACCGUCAUCGUGGGUAGCAUCAUCGGCUCCGGAAUAUUCAUAUCGCCGACGGGCGUGUUGGAAAACACCGGGUCGGUGAACGCUUCGUUGAUCGUCUGGGUCUUGUCUGGCGUAUUUUCGAUGGUCGGCGCUUACUGUUACGCGGAACUGGGAUGUAUGAUAUCCAAGUCCGGAGCAGACUACGCGUACAUCAUGGAGACGUUUGGCCCGUUUAUAGCUUUCAUGCGACUGUGGGUGGAGUGCAUGAUCGUCCGACCGUGUUCGCAAGCCAUCGUCGCCCUCACGUUUAGCCUUUACGUGCUGAAACCCAUGUAUACCGACUGCGAUCCACCCGAAGAGUCCACACGACUGCUAGCCGCCUGUUGCAUAGUGUUAUUGACGUUUAUCAACUGCUGGGACGUUAAGUGGGCAACACGCGUACAAGACAUUUUCACCUAUGCCAAGUUGUUAGCUCUCAUGGUCAUUAUUACCACGGGGGUUUACCAAUUAUACGCAGGGCAUACCGAACAUUUUACGUUUGUUAAUACAAAAACUGAAGUUACCUCGAUUGCUCUCUCGUUUUAUUCUGGCCUUUUUGCGUAUAACGGAUGGAAUUAUUUAAACUUCGUGAUUGAAGAAUUAAAAGAUCCUAUACGAAACCUGCCAAGAGCAAUAGCAAUAUCAUGCAUACUCGUCACCGUCGUGUACGUCUUCACUAAUAUAGCUUUUUAUACAACUUUGUCGCCACAAGAAGUCCUGACUUCGGAAGCUGUCGCCGUUACGUUCGCGGAAAGACUGUACGGUCCAAUGGCAUGGACGAUUCCUGUGUUUGUUGCUUUAUCUACAUUUGGCGCUGUCAACGGCAUUCUGCUGACAAGUUCAAGAUUGUUCUACGCUGGAGCUUUGGAGGGACAAAUGCCACAGAUCCUGACAAUGAUCCAAAUCAAUCGACUGACACCCACGCCGGCAGUCAUAUGCAUUUGCUUGCUGUCUCUGAUAUAUUUGCAGAUAUCUAACAUUUACGCUCUCAUUAAUUACGUGGGAUUUGCGACAUGGGUAACAUCGGGCGUGUCGGUUUUGUGCAUACCGUGGCUUCGUUACACUCAACCCGAUUUGAAAAGGCCGAUCAAAGUCAAUAUGUUCUUCCCGGUCAUUUACAUCGCCGCCACACUUUUCGUGACUAUAAUACCGAUAAUCGCUAGUCCGGUCGAAACAGGGUAUGGAUGUUUAAUGAUAUUAACUAGUAUACCGGUGUAUGGUGUGUUCAUUUUUUGGAAAAACAAGCCUAUGAUAUUCCACAAAAUCGUCGGGUGUUUAACACGUUACCUCCAAAUACUACUGAUGGUGACCACAUCAAAAACGCCGGCCAAAGUUUAAAACGCAAACACUCUAUCAUAAUCAUCACAACAAAACGUCUAUAGUUCUAUAUUACAACCGUUAACCAACAAUAAUAAUUCCAAUAAAUAAUAAUCAUAAUAAUAAUAUUAUAAUAUGUUAUGUGUGCUAUAAUAUGUAUUUUAUAAGUAUAUCGACCUAAAACUAAACAAUAAUAUAAAAGACAACGGAUUUUAUAUUAGGUACAUACAUUAUAUAAUAUUAUAUUAAGUGCUAUUUAAAAAUAUUUUUCUGUUUUACAUAGGAUUAAUUGUAUAUACUGAUGUUGCCCAACAUAAGUAUAUUUAUAAAAAUGUUAAUAAUAUUAACGAAGAUAUUACCUACAUGAUUAUCACCUAUACGACUAUACCUAUAAGUAGGCUACCUAUAUAUAGUGAUUAUACUUUUUACAUAAUACAAUUGUUUAGUCAAUUGAUACAUCAUAUUGUUUUUAUACCAAAUACCAAAUCAGUAUUCAUAAAUGACAAUAAUUAACUACUUAUUUAUAAUAAUUAAAAUUGACUGUUAAAAUAAAAAGCUAAUAAUUACAAUUUAUAUUUUUUUAUGAUUUGUAAGGUUUUUUUUUUUUGGUUGAAUUAAACUCAAAUGGUUGUAAAUUU
Rhopalosiphum padi (bird cherry-oat aphid) is the source of this 2308-nucleotide messenger RNA. RefSeq names its product Y+L amino acid transporter 2. NCBI's taxonomy places the organism in Eukaryota, Metazoa, Arthropoda, Insecta, Hemiptera, Aphididae. Gene Ontology annotation, cellular component: membrane. The transcript is spliced from 13 exons. Bases 228 to 1691 code for a protein of 487 amino acids. The record is from RefSeq and is a predicted model, not a curated record. Gene Ontology annotation, biological process: amino acid transmembrane transport. Gene Ontology annotation, molecular function: L-amino acid transmembrane transporter activity.